GUUGGCGGCCGUGGCGCGGUGGGGGCCUCCCGCGGUGGGGACGACGAGGCCGGGCAGGAGACAGAGGGACAGAGGAGGAGAAGAGGGGGGACGAAGGGGGCUUCGGAAGGGCCCGCGACCGCCAGCAGGGACCUUCUGCGAAGGGUCAAGGAUGAAGUGGGAGCCCCUGGGAUCGUGAUCGGAGUCUCUGUCGACGGAAAAGAAGUAUGGGCAGAAGGUAUGGGUUAUGCUGAUGUGGAAAACCGUGUGCUCUGCAAACCAGAAACCGUCCUACGCAUUGCAAGCAUUAGCAAAUCUCUAACUAUGGUGGCGGUGGCAAAGCUGUGGGAAGAAGGAAAGCUGGAUUUAGAUGCUCCAGUGCAGACAUACGUUCCAGAAUUUCCCGAAAAGGAGUAUGAAGGUAAAAAGGUCACUGUUACAACAAGGCUGCUGGCUUCACAUUUAAGUGGGAUUCGUCACUAUGAGAAGGACAUUUCUAAAGUUAAGGAAGAGAAAGAAAAGGCCAACAGAGCCCUUAAGACUGCAAAGGAUUCCACAAAAUCUGCCCAGAAAGAGAAAGAAGACAGGGACUCUGAAAAGAACGACCCGGUCAAAGCCAGGCCAGAACAUGAAGGAAGCAACACCAAGAGUGGAAAGAAGAAAGGGGAGUUUGAGCAGGAAGAGUAUUAUUUGAAAGAGAAAUUUGAUCAUGUGAUUGACUCCCUGAAUAUAUUUAAAAAUGAUCCUUUAUUCUUUAAACCAGGUAGUCAGUUCUUGUAUUCAACUCAUGGAUUUACCCUUCUGAGUGCUGUUGUGGAGAGAGCCGCGGGUCAGAAAUUCACAGACUACAUGUUGCAAAUAUUUCGCGACCUAGACAUGUCAACAACAGGACUGGAUGAUAAUGAGCCCCUGAUAUACAACAGAGCGAGGUAUUACAUCCACAACAAGAAAGGCCGGCUGGUCAAUGCACCUUACGUGGACAACUCCUACAAGUGGGCUGGGGGUGGAUUCCUGUCCACUGUGGGCGACCUCCUUAAAUUUGGGAAUGCCAUGCUGUAUGGCUAUCAGCUUGGGUCCUUGACAAGCCCUCCCACUGGACAACUGCCUGGCUAUCUCAAGCCCAGCACCAUCGCCAUGAUGUGGACACCCCCCAACACAGAGGCAUCCCGGGACAAAGAUGGUAAAUAUGGGCUGGCUUGGUUUGUUGCGGAAAACAAGCAAGUGUGCGGUUUCUGCAGGCACCAGCGUCACCACGCCUUCCACACCGGUGGGGCAGUGGGUGCUAGUAGCGUCCUUCUCAUUCUUCCUGAAGAAUUUGAAUCUGAAGUUACAAGGGGUCUCUUGCCGGGUCCCCCCCGUGGUGUGGUGGUCUCCAUUAUUUGCAAUAUGCAAUCGGUCUCCCUUAGCAGCACUGCCUUAAAGAUUGCAACAGAGUUUGAAAAGGACAAGUUAGCCCAGUGGACUGGUCCAAACAGCCCCCUGGACUAAGCAGAGUUCCUGAUGAAGAGUGGAAAGUACUGUACACGCUGGCUAUAAAUGUUCACCAGCACCGAAAAGGAACCUUGUGUGCAGAAGUGCCCCCAAUCCUGUGAGAACUUGCCACUCGGGGAAACCAGCUGUGUGGGUCAGACAAUGGCUUUUUAAACAAGGGUGUUUUUUUAAAUCAAAGUGUCCCAAACGUAAGUUGCCAAAAGCACUAGCAGUCAUUACUCUGCCACAUUGAGCCAAGCCUAGAUGCAAACAAAAUUGCUUCAGCUCUUUUCUUUUUCUUGCCAAUGCAUUGAGUUAAACUUGAAGAAAUGCCCCCCUUGAAAACCUGUAGUGGUGAUCUGGCAUGCAUAGGCAGGGAUCCUGUUGGAGACAGCAGCAAUGGUUUGUUAGGCUCCUCAGCAAAGAGGGUUCCCUGGCCAUGAGCACUUUGGCAUCCAACACCAGUGGAAUUGGGACUUUAUUCCCUUCCCACUGGAGCCCACUGUGACAUUAAAAAAAAAACUCCUCCAGAAAGUUUUUCAGCCUUCUGGAGCAGAUUAAUGGAAUGGGAAGAAGGCUGAAGGCAUGGUGGGGCAAUAGGGGGAUCCCCAAUUCUCUGGAUGGCACAGAGGUCCGCUGUGAGUUGUGGAGGAUUCCAGUAGAUCUCAGCGGAUGCUGUAACCAUUGAGAGGUGGUUGAGAGGACAAAUGUAGUGUAGUUCUAAACUGUUAUACCACACUGUAGUACUGAUCUUGGCCAUAGUCAGAUCUCUUGUGUGCUUUUUGGCUUUCCAAAUUGUGUUUGAAAGGCUGACAAUAAUGCCAAAAGCCCAGUUGUGCACGUCUGCAGAUAACCCUUGGGGAAGAUCAGCUGUGCCACCAGUUGCCACCAUAACAGAGGAAGAGUGGAGAUCUCUCAAUUCAGGAUUUGGUGUCUGCUUUUUAAAAGGAAUGGAGGUAGGCAGGAAGGCUGGGGAGAGGGCUGCCUCAGGCAAUGAUCCCUUUAGUCUUUAGCCAAGGAAGGCCUGAGUGAGUUGCUUCCAGUCUCCUUCUGGCUGAGGCUGUUGGCAAGGCUGGUUCUUAGGAAUUUUGCCAAAAUGAAUCUUUCAGAUAUGACUUGACUUUACAAGACACUUUCAGCACAGACUGGGCACCAUUAUUCACUUAAUGCAAUUAGCGGUGCUGUUUUUAAUGAGCUGUAGGCCUAAUAAUCGUUCUCUUGACUUAAGAGUUGACUGAAGUUUCUUGGAGCAGUUCACGCUCCUAUCUGCUGAUCAUGGUAGCAAAAUUACCUGUCUUCAGGUCGGCAGAUGUGUAGUUAUCACUGCUUGACCCAGGUGAAAUUCACUGCAAACAUUUGUGCAGCCUUUGGACUAGAAUCAAUAUUGCUGUUCAUGAAAAUUCCCUUAUCUUAUUUUAAGUUUUUAAACACUGCACCCAUGCUUUUAGUAAGACAGGAGACAAGUGUCUUAAACGUUUUAUGCGUUCUUUCAAAAGCUUGCCUUUCUGUGUGCAUUUACUUGGAUGCACACCUGCUGAACAACUGAGACUUACUUCUGAGCAAGCAUGCAUGGGUUUGGGUAAGAAGAUCUUAAUCUUGCAUUUUUUUUCCUUGACCAGUUUAAAGCUAUCUCUGAUGUCUCUUUAUUGAUGGCAUUUGCACCAUACAGGUGUCCAGGAUACCUUCAGUUCUUUAGGCAUGCCUGCCAUUAAUCAGAAUAGACGCUGUUCAGUUGAAAGUUUCCCAUGCCUGACACCAACUUUGUUUUUGCUCCAUCAACCUCCUAUUUUGGCCAAUCAGAUAUACUUACUCCUGAUUGUGUAAAAUGCCCAUUUGGAUUUUUUUUUUUGGUAACAGUGACUUUUUAUAUCCUUAACUAAUAAACAUCUUACAUCACUGA
This is a messenger RNA of Sceloporus undulatus (fence lizard), 3349 nucleotides long. It is a transcript of the gene LACTB, whose product is annotated as lactamase beta. NCBI's taxonomy places the organism in Eukaryota, Metazoa, Chordata, Lepidosauria, Squamata, Phrynosomatidae. The transcript is spliced from 6 exons. The record is from RefSeq and is a predicted model, not a curated record. The annotation marks the transcript as partial.